AUGGAUAAAGUGAAAUCUAUAUUAACCAAAGCAUUGGGUGAAAAAGCUGCGACAGAUUUCAUACAAGUUUGCAUGGAAGUCGAUGAUACUCAAGUAAUUAAAAGACGCGUGUCCACUCUACUAGAUACUCGCAAGGUGGAGAAUCGUCAAGUUUAUGAAAUUCUGAUACGAGAAAAUAUUCGAAGAAGUGGAUUUACUAACGAGGGAUAUCGCAAAUCUAGUUGUAGUUCAGAUGUUUUAAAUAAUUCAUUCACAUCUUCCGACAACAUUUUGAAUUCAGAAAAGAUAAAUGCAGGGCAAUCGACAUCACAAACUACUAAGAAGAAAAAACAAAAAACAAAGUUCUACCCAUUAUUUUGUGAAGGGGCUCAAAGUGAUCAACUUGUUUCCCGCCUACCUGGUCGACAUCCUUGUCAGUGCUUAGCAACUAAGCAUCAGUUAGUCAAUAAUUGUGUUAGUUGUGGUCGGAUUGUUUGUACACAGGAAGGUUCAGGUCCAUGUUAUUAUUGUGGAAGUCUUGUUUGUACAAGAGAAGAGCAAGAUCAAAUAUCAUUAGGAACUAAACAGAGUGAAAAACUCCGUAAUAAACUUUUGCAAGCAGCAUGGGCACCUGGCACGGAAACCCCAUAUUAUCGACUUGUCCGUCGGGCUAAUAAAUCAAGACAAAAACCAAGUUCUGAAAUCAUCUCUACCGAGUUGAAUUCAAGUAUUGAACCAGAAAGUGAUACUGAUGCCGAAGACCUAAUACCAAAGCCUGUCUACGGAGCUCAAACUCGUUUGGAACAAGGUUUAAUAAAUGCAUUAUGUAAUCGUGAUAAACUUUUGGAGUUUGACGCUACCUGUGCUAGACGAACUAGAGUUAUUGAUGAUGAAUUAGAUUAUUUCGCAACAGAGGGUGGUGCUGGAUCAGCUGCUUGGUUAAGCCCUGAAGUUCGUGAAAGGAUAGCCCAACGUGUAAUUGAAUUAAAAUCCCAAAGGCAUGCACAUCGUCUCCAAUCUGCACGUAUGUGUAUUGACCUGGAAAAGUGUGAUGUUAUAAAAGAGGAUACAAGAGAUGAAGCUGCUGGGAAACUGUACAAUCCAAGUCAAGAAGAAUUGGAUGAGCUUUGUAAACCUUCAGCUAUUUCAAAUGCCAUUCAGUCUUCCGGAGAUAUUCAAAAGACAGUUAACUCAAAUAUUGAUGAAAUAACCUUGCCUACUUUCAUACCUCAGUCUAUGGAUACAAAAACCUACACAGUUAAUAAUGAUUUAAAUCCGGUGAUUAUGGCUUUAAACCAAUCAACCUCCCUUUUACGAAUACAAGAUGAUGAAUCAAGACAACUUGUUGAUGAAGGUUAUUGUUUGAGUCUACAUCAACCUUGGGCUUCAUUAUUAGUACGCGGAAUCAAGUUGGAAGAAGGGAGAACAUGGUAUACUCCAUAUCGUGGAUGUCUGUGGAUAGCAUCUACAGCACGUAAAACUGACCCAGAUGAAAUCGCUCAAAUAGAGAAUGAAUAUUUGAAGGCUGGUAUUCCUAAAUCAGAUAUGCCAACAUCAUAUCCUACAAGUUGUCUUCUUGGUCGAGUUAAUAUUGUAAAUGUAAUAACUCAAGAAGAAUAUCGUGAAAAGCAACCAAACGGAUCGUCACAGAGUCCUUAUGUGUUCAUUUGCUCAAAUCCACAAGAAACUUUAAUUAAAUUCCCGAUACGUGGAAGGCAUAAAAUAUAUAAACUAGAAAAACAUAUGCAUAUUGCGGCGAAAAAAAACCUUACAUAA
This is a messenger RNA of Schistosoma turkestanicum, 1755 nucleotides long. NCBI's taxonomy places the organism in Eukaryota, Metazoa, Platyhelminthes, Trematoda, Strigeidida, Schistosomatidae. The record is from the annotation of a GenBank genome assembly.